UUUAUCUUCAUUGACUUGAAAAGUGUGAAUCAAGAGAUGGACAAAGAGGAAAGCACAAAACCAAGACUUUCAAAAUAUGAAAAGCAAAAAUACAAAGAUGUUAAAACAUCAGAGAACCAACCAGAAACAGCAAAAAUGGAAACGUUGAAGAAUAAAACAAUCAGAACAUUCUCUGAAUCCUUGAAGUCAGAGAAAACAGAAGAAAUUUAUCAAGAUUAUUAUCCAGAUUACCUUAAAGAAAGUAUUACUCAACAACGUAUAGUUGCUCCAGAACCAGCUUCCCAUAAGGAAAAGGGGAAAUCAAAGCGGAAAAAGGACCAAACUCAUGCUUGUCCCAAAGUUAGGAAAGCUAAACUUGUAUCAUAUGAUAGAACAGAACCAAAAGAUGAUGAUGUGAUAAGACAUAUUAUUAGGCUAAGAGAAAAGUUUGGCUGGCAAAUCGAAUUACCACAGCACAAUUUGAAAUACAAAAGUACUCAAAUCAAAAGUCAGAAGAUGAUUCUAAAGGAACCUUUGAAAGAUGAUGGAGAAUUUGUAUAUUGCCUUCCUCGGUAUGAUCCUAAAUCCCUUUUCAAUCCAUAUGAUCUUCAGGUAGUCUCUGCCCAUAAAGCCAGACGAUGCAAAGAAUUUUGGGUUAUUAGUGCUUCAUUUUUUUCAAAGGUUAUUAAAACAAGUGGUGGUACAGAGGAAGUAGAACUCAUACCUGCUUUGGAAUGGCUAUCAGAAAGAAGACGUUACUAUGUAUUACGGCAAUUCAAGACAUUUUCCAGUUUCCGAAUUAACAAAGCAUUUAUUACCUGGAAAUUGACUGUCAAAAGAAUUAAGACAGAGAAGAGCAGGUCAUUUUUGUAUCGCCAUCUUUUUUUAGCUGAUAAAUUAUUUCAAGUCUGUUUGCUUUAUGUAAGAGGACUUUGUGAAAAUGCACUUAAUCUAAAAAAUUAUAAUGGACGUGAAGACAAUCCAUCUGCCAUAUGCCUUGUAAAACUGGAUAGUUCUCGAACUUAUUCUUUAGAUGAAUUUUAUGAAGAACAAUUACAGCAAGCUGCCCAGGCAUUGAAGCAACUUGAGGAUAUCAGAAGCAAAGCAAUUUCAGAGAUGCAAAGGACAUUUUUAAAGCAACUGGAAUACAUCCUCCUCAGUGUGGUACAGUAUUUUGGGGAGUAA
Molecule: messenger RNA, 1164 nt
Organism: Carlito syrichta (Philippine tarsier)
Lineage: Eukaryota; Metazoa; Chordata; Mammalia; Primates; Tarsiidae
Product: dynein heavy chain 14, axonemal-like
Exons: 10
Coding region: 37-1164 (375 amino acids)
Source: RefSeq, a predicted model, not a curated record